AUGUCCAAGAGGGGAGCAUCUUCACCUGAUUCUUUAUCUGCUCACACCAAUUAUAAGGUGAUCAUUGCAAAGGAGAGAACAUACAAAGAGAACAACAUAGGCAAGAAGGGAAGGUUCGACGAAAAGAUGUUAGGAGCUCCAGCGGAAUCUGCUGUUCAUACAUUGGACCUUCUUCCUCCCUACUUUGAGGAGAUGGAAUGGGCUAAGCCACACCUGGAUUCAUUUAAUUCCUUUGUGAAAACCGAUAUACAAAGAAUAGUUCGCAAUAAUGAUAUGAUCGUAGCUACUAAGCAUCCUCAUAUAUACCUGAGGUUUUUAAAUGUGAAGGUUGGAGAACCAUCGAUGGGGGGAGAACGUCUUACUCCAAAUAUAUGCCGUUUAAGUGACCGAACGUAUGCAGCUCCCAUAUAUGUUGAUGUUGAGUAUACACGUGGAAAUGCUGGUGACACAAGUCAACACGAAAGGCUUAACAUUGAAAUUGGAAAGAUGCCUAUCAUGCUGCGGAGUUGUAACUGUCUAUUGCAGGGGAGAGAUGAAGCUGAACUUACUCAAUUUGGUGAGUGCCCCCUUGAUCCUGGAGGAUAUUUUGUAAUCAAAGGAACUGAAAAGGUAAUUUUGAUACAAGAGCAUAUGCCAAAUAAUAGAGUAAUCACAUACAUUGACAGAAAAGGAAACAUAACAGCAUCUGUUUCCAGUAUCACGCAGAAAAUAAGCUCAAAAACCUUUAUUGUGAUGGAAGAUGAGAAAUUCUGGGUACAAUUGAAACAAUUCGCUACAGAGAUUCCUCUCAUGGUAGUUAUGAAGGCUAUGGGGAUGGAGAGUGAUCAAGAAGUUAUACAGAUGGUUGGAAGGGAUCCUCAAUAUAGUUUUCUAUUAUUGCCCUCUAUUGAGAAAUGUAGAAAAUGUAAUGUAUAUACACAGGAGCAAGCAUUGAAGUACCUUGAUAAACUGAGAGGAAGAGCAUUUUCUUUGCUAAGAGAUGUAUUUCUUGCAAAUGUACCUGUGGAUGGAGAUAGUUUUCGGCUAAAAUGUAUACAUGUUGCUGUUAUGAUGAGAUGUCUAAUGGAUAUAAUUUUAAAAAAGAAGAACCGAGAAUAUAUGGGAAACAAGCGGUUCACUUUAUCUGGCCAGUUAAUGUCUCUACUUUUUGAGGAUCUCUUUGAUUCCAUGAGUAGUGAAAUUAAGAAUUUGACCGACAAGAUACUAGGAAAGCCUGACAGGAGGCCAAUCGAUUUUGACAUCUCAACUCUUCUUGAUAGGACUCGGAAUAUCAUCACUCUAGGUCUGGAAAGGGCCCUCUCCACUGGUAAUUUUGAACUUAAGAGGUUCAGCAUGGCAAGGAAAGGAGUGACACAGGUGUUAUCAAGGUUAUCAUUUAUUAGUGCUCUGGCCCAGAUGACAAGAGUCUCACCGCAGUUUGAGAAGUCCAAGGAAGGAAAAGAACCUAGACUUGUGCAUCCUAGCCAGUUUGGGCUGCUUUGUCCUAUUGAUACACCUGUAGGCCAGUCUUGUGGACUGAUCAAGCACCUGGCUUUGAUGACUCGUGUUACUACUGAUGAAGAGAAGGAUCCCUUAAUUUCUAUGUGCUAUUCAUUGGGUGUUGAAGACUUGGAACUUCUCUCUGCAGAGGAGCUUCACACACCUGAUUCCUCUCUUGUCAUUUUUGAUGGAUUAAUCCUUGGAAAACAUAGGAAGCCGCGGCAUUUUGCUACUGCAAUUAGAAAGUUACGGAGAAAUGGCAAAAUUGGCAAAUUUGUGAGUGUCCAUUUUAAUUGGAAACAGCAUCGUGUCUAUUUAGCUGCCGAUGGUGGUAGACUUUGCCGUCCUCUGGUCAUUGCUAAAAAGGGAAAAUCAAGAAUCAAACAACAUCAUAUAGAAGAUUUCAUUGACGGAGUAUGCACAUUUGAUGAUUUCUUACGAAAUGGGUUGCUUGAAUAUGUUGAUGCUGAUGAAGAAAAUGACAUUAUGAUUGCACUUUCGGAAGCAGAAGCUACAUCAGAAACUACUCAUAUUGAGAUUCAUGCUUCUACCAUGUUUGGAGUUGCUGCAGGAUUAAUUCCAUAUCUUCAUCAUAAUGAUACUUGGAGUGACACAUAUCAGUGUGCAAUAGGUAGGCAAGCUAUGGGAAAUAUAGCAUUUAACCAGAAUUCCCGGAUGGACAGCUUGCUUAACGGACUCGCUUAUCCUCAACUACCUUUAGUGACAACAAUGACCAUUGAGCUGAUUGGAUAUGAUCAACUUGGAGCCGGUCAAAAUGCCAUGGUUGCUGUAAUGAAGAGUGAAUCAAGUGAAAAUUCUAUUACCAUGAACAAGGCAUCUCUUGAUCGUGGGUUUGGUCGUUGUUUAGUUAUGAAGAAGCAUAAUGCUGUCAUUCAGAAGUAUGGGAAUAACACAUCAGAUCGAAUACUUAGGCCUAAUAGAGCUUCAAACACUGCCGGGUGUAUGCUGAAACUUGAUGAUGAUGGUAUGGUUGCUCCUGGGGAAAUUAUUGAGACAGGUGACAUCUAUAUCAAUAAACAAUCACCAAUCGAUACACAUACUCCAAGAACAGUAUCUGCAGGAAAUUUGCCUGACAGUGCAUAUCGGUCCAAUGCCCAAUCAUUCAAGGGUCAUGGAGGAGAAGUAGUGGAUAAGGUGGUUCUAUGUUCUGAUGAGAAUAAUAACUUGUGUAUCAAAUUUUUGAUUCGUCAUACUCGAACACCUGAGAUUGGUGAUAGAUUUAGCGACAGACAUGGGCAAAAAGGUGUUUGUGGAGCUAUUCUCCCACAAGAAGACUUUCCAUUUUCUGAGAAUGGCAUUUGCCCCGAUUUGAUGUUCAAUACUUGUCUUUUCCCCCCAAGGUACUUAACUCAUUUUACUGCUGGAUGGCUGUUUGAGCUUCUUGGAGGGAAAGCAGGAGUCUCAUGUGGUAGAUUUUUUUCUAGCAAUGCUUUUGGGGAAGAAAUUGGUCAUGCUGCCUACACUAAAGCCCUCGGUGAAAUUCUUGUGAGUAAAGGAUUCAGCUACACGGGGCACGAACUCCUUUAUUCAGGUACGCUAGGUUGCCCAUUGCAACAUUCAUAUAUAUUCAUGGGUCCAAUUUACUACCAGAAAUCGAAGCACAUGGUGCUUGAUAAGAUGCAUGCUCAUGGUAAAGGCCCUCAAAUUCCGCUAACUAGACAGCCAGCAAAAGGUAGAACUAGAGAUGGAGGUAUUCGUUUGGGAGAAAGGGAACGUGAUUGCUUGAUUGGAUAUGGUGCCAGUAUGUUGAUUUAUGAGCGCCUUAUGUUGUCUAGUGAUCCUCUGGAGGUCCAGGUAUGUACAGCAUGUGGGUUGUUAGGAUAUUACAACCAUAAGCUGAAAACUGGUGUUUGUUCAUUUUGUAAGAACCGCACCAAUAUUUCUACCAUGAAGAUGCCAUAUGCCUGCAAACUCCUGAUUCAGGAACUCCAAUCAAUGAAUAUCGUACCACGCAUAAAACUGGAAGAUGCGUGAGAUUAUCCAAUUCAGGGGAAUGCAGAUAUACUGUUUGGGAAAAUUACAAGGCAGGAAAAAGGCCAUUAAACACUGUUCAUGAAUUUCUGCUGCUGCUUUUUGUAUAUUAGCCUCCUCAAUUUUGUAGGGACCACGUGGAUGAUUCUGAAAAGAUUCUGCAGAGACUCGCUUAAACUCAUGUAAAAUCGCUGAUUAAGAGACGGUUCAAGUUCUGUUAGAAAUUAGAAAAAAGGCCAAAAGCGACACUGGAUUUGUUUGUUUCUAACUCACCAUUUAUGCAAAAUG
Vigna unguiculata (cowpea) is the source of this 3759-nucleotide messenger RNA. RefSeq names its product DNA-directed RNA polymerase III subunit 2-like. Gene Ontology annotation, molecular function: ribonucleoside binding; DNA binding; DNA-directed RNA polymerase activity. NCBI's taxonomy places the organism in Eukaryota, Viridiplantae, Streptophyta, Magnoliopsida, Fabales, Fabaceae. Gene Ontology annotation, biological process: DNA-templated transcription. The record is from RefSeq and is a predicted model, not a curated record.